Molecule: messenger RNA, 1417 nt
Organism: Adelges cooleyi (spruce gall adelgid)
Lineage: Eukaryota; Metazoa; Arthropoda; Insecta; Hemiptera; Adelgidae
Exons: 11
Coding region: 37-1242 (401 amino acids)
Source: RefSeq, a predicted model, not a curated record
UUCAUAUUUAUUAUAACAAAAAGUUUUGCUAUACAAAUGUAUAUAAAAUACAUUAUUUUAUUAUUUGUAACAUUUUAUGUUUUAGCUGUAAAUUCCAUCGAUGAAAGGGAAAUAGAAAUGAUAUGGGACACGAUAAGAGGCGACAGUAACUUUAUUAAUUAUGAUCUCCUCAGUAGGCAUUAUAAAGAUGAAGACUCAAGUGAACUCUUAAACGUAGUAGAAACUUACGGCUACAAAAAUGUGUGGCGGUAUCUACUUAAUGUUGAACACAAGAUGACUUUCAUUGAAUUUAAGAUGGCUGCGUCUGAUGGAUGCAUACACAUAUGUUCUAAAACAGCGAUAUUAACGGUAUUUAAGGAAAUAAUCCAAAACGACAAGGGCAGAGAAUAUAUUAUUGAAGAAGAACUAAUUAAAUAUUAUGAAUCUAUAAUUUCUGAAACUAAACUCAUACAAAUUAUGCAAACAUACGGACAAUCGCAAGGGAUACAAAAAUUAGAAUUCCCAGAAUUUAGAAAAGCCGUUGACUUUGGUGAUCUCCCAAAACCGUUGCGUGACGAGGCUGCAAUUAAUGCGGAAAUAGAACAGCUAUUUAACAGGAUAAAGGCUGAUGACGUCCAAGACUAUAUUACCGAUACUGACAUGUGUUGUUAUUUCGAUGAAGCCCAAAACUGUAAACUUUUGAACGUAAUGGAAUCUUACGGUUAUGUAUCUAACAGCUAUUACAGAAUGACAAUUGAUGGUUUUAAAAAUGCUGCAUCUGCAGGUUGCAUACCAAGAUUUAGCUUAAAGUUAAUGAAUGAUGAAUUUAAGAAAAUAAUCCCAAAAGAUGAGAAGAGAGAAAUUAUUACCCCCGAAGAACUAAAUGAAUAUUAUAAAACAAGAGUUCCUGCAUCCAAACUCAACCUGUCAUAUAUUAUAAGUAAUUUUGUGGUAGAUUAUGAUGGAGAAAUCCGAUUAGAUUUUUAUAACUUUAGUAAGGCCAUGAACAGGGGCUUUCUUCCAGAACUGUUCUAUGAUAAAAUUACGGCGAUGUAUACUGUAUUUAAAAAAAUAAUCCCAGAAGAGAAUAGAAAUUAUGCUGUGCUCGACGACAUGAUUGACUAUUAUGAAUCAGAAAUUUCUAAAUUUACACUCAAACGUCUUAUGGAAAAACACGGGACUCGGCAUGGUGGACAACACCGUUUAAGUUUCCUUGACUUUAAAAGAGCCAUAAACUUUAACGAUAUUCCUUUUCCGCAGUGAUGGAAAUUCGAUUCAGACGGUUGCCGAUAACUGUAUCCGGUAACAGUGUAUUGAUACAGUCUAUUUUUAAGAAAAACACUAAAACGUUAAUCAAAAUUACUGGUUCACUCAUAAAAAAAGGUUUAUUUAUUCGCCGUUAUAAUAUAAAACAAAAAUUAUAGUAAUAGUCCCACAA